This is a messenger RNA of Solanum stenotomum, 582 nucleotides long. RefSeq lists its product as uncharacterized. NCBI's taxonomy places the organism in Eukaryota, Viridiplantae, Streptophyta, Magnoliopsida, Solanales, Solanaceae. The record is from RefSeq and is a predicted model, not a curated record. The transcript has 2 exons. The coding region runs from base 1 to 582 and encodes 193 amino acids.
AUGCCGUCUGAGGUUGAAAUUGUGGUCGAAAAAGAUGAUGAUGAGAUCGAGGUUAUUGGAGAGUCUAACAAUGCUACAGAGAAGGAAGCGGAGGCUUUGGAGCAAAUGCCUGGGUAUGCAAAGUUUAUGAAGGAUUUGGUGACCAAAAAAAGGGUCGUCAGUUAUGAGAAUGAUGAGAGGUUGAAACAUUGCAGUGCUAUUGCUACUAGGUCACUUGUGCAGAAGAAAGAGGAUCCUGGUACUUUCACUAUUCCUUGUACCAUUGUGUUGUUGCAUUUUGCGAAGGCGUUGUGUUAUUUGGGUGCUAGCAUCAAUUUGAUGCCAUUGUUUAUCUACAAGCAGUUGGGUUUAGAGGCUCCAAAACCAACUACGAUGCAAUUACUCAUGGUCGAUAGAACUGUGAAGAAGCCCAUUGGUGUUCUCCAAGAUGUACUUGUGAAGGUGGAGUCGUUUAUUUUUCUAGUGGAUUUUGUGAUACUUUAUUGUAAGAUUGAUUUUGAGGUUCCAAUCAUCCUAGAGAGACCAUUCCAUGCUACUGGGCAUGCAUUGGUUGAUAUGCAGAGAGGGCAGUUGAAGUUCUGA